Perognathus longimembris pacificus (Pacific pocket mouse) is the source of this 811-nucleotide messenger RNA. It is a transcript of the gene Gzma, whose product is annotated as granzyme A. The record is from RefSeq and is a predicted model, not a curated record. Gene Ontology annotation, biological process: positive regulation of apoptotic process; negative regulation of oxidoreductase activity; proteolysis. Gene Ontology annotation, molecular function: serine-type endopeptidase activity. The coding region runs from base 23 to 811 and encodes 262 amino acids. NCBI's taxonomy places the organism in Eukaryota, Metazoa, Chordata, Mammalia, Rodentia, Heteromyidae. The transcript has 5 exons.
UCAUGUGGUAACACCAGCCACAAUGAGGAACUUCUGUGCAUUUCUGACAUCUUCUCUCUCAAUUACCACAUUUCUCCUGCUCAUUUCUGAAGAGGGCUGUGUACAAAUCAUUGGAGGAAAAGAGGUAACUCCUCACUCAAGACCCUACAUGGCCCUACUUAAACUUGACCAGAAAACCAUCUGUGCUGGUGCUUUGAUUGCCAAUGACUGGGUAUUGACUGCAGCCCACUGUGUCCUGACCAAGACAUCUGAGGUCAUUCUUGGGGCUCACUCAAUGAGCAAGAAUGAGCCAGAAAAACAGAAACUGUCCAUUAAGAAAGAGUUUCCCUAUCCAUGCUUCGAUCCGGAUACAUUCGAGGGUGAUCUGAAACUUCUCCAGCUGAACAAAAAAGCAACAAUUAAUAAGUAUGUAGAUAUCCUGAAUCUACCCAAAAGAGGAACUGAUGUGAAAGCAGGAAGCAAGUGUCAAGUUGCAGGGUGGGGCACGACUAAUAAUAAGUCACCUAUGUCUGAUACUCUGAGAGAAGUAGACAUCUCCAUCAUAGACAGGAAAAUCUGCAAUGAUCACCAGCACUAUAAUUUUAAUCCGAUGAUUGGGUUGAAUAUGAUUUGUGCAGGAAGCCCCCGUGGUAGAAAAGACACAUGCCUGGGAGAUUCUGGAGGCCCGUUGCUAUGCAGAGGCAUUUUCCGAGGCAUUACUUCCUCUGGCCUGAAAGGGAAAUGUGGAGACCCAAGAGGGCCUGGCAUCUAUACACUUCUCUCAAAGAAAUAUCUCAAGUGGAUCAUCAAGACCAUGAAGGGAGCAUCUUAA